GGAGUUUGGACCACACCCCUUAUUCUUCUUCCAUAAGAAGACCUCCUCCUUGCAUUUCAAAUCCAAACUCUAUGGUUCAAUUUCUUUGAAUUGAAGAAAACCACAUGCAUACAAAUUAUAAUUGUUACAUCCAUAUUUAAUUUCUUGAAGUAGUUUCUCAUUCUUCUUUCAUUACAAUUUUCAAGGAAAUUAUCAACGAAAAUGAGGAGGAGAAAUGCUGGUACAUAUGAGAAUUCAAGGAAGAAGAUAUCAAGUGGAAAACUUGGAAGGUUUCUCAAGGAACAGAGAGGACGUCUAUACAUAAUGAGAAGAUGUAUAAUCAUUCUAAUUUGUUGGCACGACUAGCAACUGAGAAAUUGUGUGUUCUGAGUUUAAAACGUAGUAGGUUUUAAUAUAUAUUCCUUUUCUUUAAUUUUUUGUUCUAUGGUCACAUGGUUUUGAAAA
Messenger RNA from Lycium barbarum (goji berry), 444 nucleotides. RefSeq names its product small polypeptide DEVIL 4-like. NCBI's taxonomy places the organism in Eukaryota, Viridiplantae, Streptophyta, Magnoliopsida, Solanales, Solanaceae. The record is from RefSeq and is a predicted model, not a curated record. The transcript has a single exon. The coding region runs from base 202 to 345 and encodes 47 amino acids. Gene Ontology annotation, biological process: negative regulation of cell population proliferation.